CGGAAAAGGCUCCCUGUAUCGUUGAAACUUCGGCAGUGGGAGGAGACAAGCUGAAGGAAGCUUCGAAUUCUUACUGAUUGAGUUUCUGCAAUGCAUCGUGUGGGAAGCACAGGAAACACAAACAAUUCAAGUCGGCUUCGUAAAGAGAAGAGAUUAACAUAUGUUUUGAGUGAUUCUGAUGACACAAAGCACUGUGCAGGCAUAAAUGGUUUGGCUACCCUCAAGUCUUCUGUUUCUAAUGGGCCUGAUUAUCUCUUCACCGGGAGCCGUGAUGGCACACUGAAACGAUGGGCACUGGCUGAAGAUGCUGCAACAUGCUCUGCUACCUUUGAGUCUCAUGUUGAUUGGGUGAAUGAUGCUGUUAUCGUGGGUGAUAGAACACUUGUUUCUUGUUCUUCAGAUGCAACCCUCAAGACAUGGGAUGCCUUAUCUGAUGGAGCUUGUACUAAGACUCUCAGCCAACAUUCUGAUUAUGUUACUUGCCUUGCGGCUGCAGAAAAAAAUAGCAAUAUUGUUGCCUCUGGUGGCCUGGGCGGAGAGGUUUUCAUUUGGAAUCUUGAAGCUUCAAUCACCCCAAUCUCAAAAUUCCAUGAAGUUAUGGAUGAUGAUUGUUCAAAUGGUGUCAAUGGUUCUGGCAACUCCCUAAUAAUGACAGGCUUACAUACCAUCAGCUCAAACAACAAUCUUUCCUCACCCACUAGUCAUUGUCAAGGGUAUAUUCCGAUUGCAGCCAAAGGCCAUAAGGAGUCUGUUUAUGCAUUAGCAAUGAAUGAAGGUGGAACACUUCUUGUCUCUGGUGGCACAGAAAAGGUUGUGCGUGUUUGGGACCCAAGAUCUGGAUCAAAGACUAUGAAGCUAAGGGGGCAUACGGAUAACAUUAGGGCUCUACUUCUGGAUUCUACUGGCAGGUUUUGUUUAUCAGGAUCAUCUGAUUCUAUGAUCAGACUUUGGGAUCUAGGUCAGCAGCGAUGUGUACAUUCAUAUGCUGUUCAUACAGAUUCUGUUUGGGCACUGGCCACCAGCCCAUCAUUUAGUCAUGUUUAUAGUGGUGGGAGAGACCUUUCGUUAUACUUGACAGACUUGCAAACAAGAGAGAGUCUUCUGCUUUGCACUGGCGAAGACCCUAUAUUGCAAUUGGCUUUGCAUGAUGAUAGUAUAUGGGUUGCAUCUACCAAUUCUUCAGUACACAGAUGGCCUGCUGAAGGACAUUAUCCUCAAAAGAUUUUCCAAAAGGGCAAUUCCUUUUUAGCUGGAAACUUGUCCUUUUCCAGGGCAAGGGUGUCCCUAGAAGGAUCCUCCCCAGCACCUGUUUAUAAAAAACCAACCUUAACUAUUGCUGGUACCCCUGGAAUAGUGCAGCAUGAAGUGCUCAAUAAUAGGAGGCAUGUUCUGACAAAGGAUACUGCUGGUUCAGUGAAACUGUGGGAGAUUACAAGGGGCGUUGUGAUCAAAGAUUAUGGAAAGGUUUCGUUCGACGAGAUAAAGGAAGAGCUGUUUGAGAUGGUUAGCAUUCCUGCAUGGUUCACUGUGGAUACCAGGCUUGGAAGUUUGUCAAUCCAUAUGGACACUCCCCAAUGCUUCUCUGCAGAGAUGUAUUCAGCAGACCUUAAUAUUGCCAACAAGCCUGAAGAUGAUAAGGUUAAUUUGGCUCGAGAAACCCUUAAAGGGCUCUUGGCUCAUUGGUUGGUGAGACGAAAGCAAAGAGUGGGAUCUCAAGCUAAUGGGGAAAUAGUAGUACCUGGAAAGGAAAGUAGUACAAGAAGUCUUAUCCAUUCAAGAAUUGAGGUUGAUUGCAGUACCGAGAAUGAUGCUAAGGUUUAUCCUCCAUUUGAAUUUUCAUUUGUUUCCCCUCCAUCCAUUAUCACUGAGGGCACACGUGGAGGUCCAUGGAGGAAGAAAAUUACUGAUUUAGAUGGAACUGAGAACGAGAAAGACUUCCCCAGCUGGUGUUUGGACUGUGUAUUGAAUAAUCGAAUGCCUGCAAGAGAAAAUACUAAAUGCAGUUUCUUCCUGCAACCAUUUGAAGGUUCUACCGUCCAGAUCCAUACACAAGGAAAACUAAGUGCUCCACGUAUAUUGAGAAUUCACAAAGUUAUUAAUUAUGUAAUAGAAAAGUUGGUCCUUGACAAGCCACUGGAUAGCUCAAAUACCGAAGGUAGUUUUACCGCUGGAUCUGCACUUGGGGAUGGAUCUUUUCGAUCUGGAUUGAGGUCUUGGCCAAAGCUUAAACCUUCUAUUGAAAUAUUGUGCAACAAUCAGAUGUUGUCUCCUGAAAUGAGCUUAGCGACAGUGCGUGCUUAUAUAUGGAAGAAAACAGAUGAUCUGAUCCUCAAUUACAGGGUGGUUCAAGGCAGGUGAUGGCAGAUUGUGCAAAAAGGUGGGAAAAAUAUGCAGUUGAUUUUUGUUGUCUCAGGUCUCAGCAAGGUCCACACACUUGCUAUAAAAUACUCGAGCACUGAUUCUUUGGGAGUGCUUGUGUUGAUCGGUGGCAUUAUAUGUUGUAAAUUCUGAAAAUCGCAAUGAGGACCAAAUCUACUGGCAUUCUCCAAACCUGCUUGGAAUCUUGGAUAGGUUUUCUUUAUCGAAGAGGUCUUGCAGCGAGUAUCAUGGGCUUGCACACUUAACACUGGACACGGCAGAGUAAAAGGGUUCUCCUAGCAAGAUAAAUAUUUAUUCUUUUCGACUCUGUUGAGAAUCAAUGGGGAAUCAUACUGGCCUACUGUAAUGUUUUCUAGGAAUUAGGUAGUCAAUCAGUUUAGAGAUGCCGUCAAAAUCGUUGUACAAUUGAAUUGUGCCUUCAAUAUCUAAGGUAUAGGAACUUUUCUCUAGAUGGAUCUUCAUAGUCAUCGCUCUACUUUUUUUGAUCUUGCUAUUUUAAUAUCUUGUAGAUUGCAAAUAAUAUAUGUUCACAUUUGUUUCAAAUUACAGACUUCCAAUCUACACUCUUUUCGUUGACCCU
Neltuma alba is the source of this 2959-nucleotide messenger RNA. Its product is annotated as WD repeat-containing protein 48. NCBI's taxonomy places the organism in Eukaryota, Viridiplantae, Streptophyta, Magnoliopsida, Fabales, Fabaceae. The transcript is spliced from 19 exons. Gene Ontology annotation, molecular function: ubiquitin binding. The coding region runs from base 91 to 2358 and encodes 755 amino acids. Gene Ontology annotation, biological process: double-strand break repair via homologous recombination. The record is from RefSeq and is a predicted model, not a curated record.